Messenger RNA from Mollisia scopiformis, 815 nucleotides. RefSeq lists its product as uncharacterized. NCBI's taxonomy places the organism in Eukaryota, Fungi, Ascomycota, Leotiomycetes, Helotiales, Mollisiaceae. The transcript has 2 exons. The record is from RefSeq and is a predicted model, not a curated record. The coding region runs from base 334 to 792 and encodes 152 amino acids.
GGAGCGUUCAAAGGAAGCCGUACGGGCAUCGUGGCGGGAUUCCCGUGAUCUCCGCUGCACGAGGGUUCUACGACGGGAGUUCAUUGUUUCCCGCGUGCACGUGACGCUAAGUUCUUCGGGGUCCGAUCAACAGGUACCUAGGUAGUCGCUGAUGCCUCCCAGCCUCUAGCAUCAUCUCCUCCGGAUCCCUGGCAGAUAUAGACAUACUGGAAUCAUGAGAAAAGUAAUGCCUGCUACUAUUGGCAUUCUCAAAACACCCAGGUAGCCCGAGAAGUGAACACUACCCAUCCAUCACGUGCAGAUCCCCAGAACCUCACUCUUCCCAUCGACGAGAUGUCUGAGUCAGCCGAUACUCAAGUUUCGACACUAAAUGGAUUCAUCACGGGCUGGAAGAACUGGAAAGCCGAAGAUAUGAUUGCGUCCUGGUCUCCGGAAUGUACACAACGUGCUCUACCGUUCUCUCUUGGCCAUCCACCUCGAUCCCGAGCUGAAGUCCAAUUCACUUUGCCAAAGCUUAUGGGAAUCGUGUCAAACCAUGAUCUUACUAUUCACGAAGUUGUUCACGAUGCGGCCAGAAGCAAGGCUGUCGUAUAUGCGCUAUCGAAAGGAGAUACACCGUUUGGAGAGUGGAGGAAUGAAUAUGCUGUUUUCCUGACAUUUAGUGAGAGCGGAGAACAAAUUAUCAAAUUUGAGGAGAUGGUGGAUUCUGCAUUUUUCAACGACUUCUUCCCGAAGUUUCAGAAACACCUACAGCAGCAACAGUUGUCUGGAAGCUCUCUUGCCUCUAAAUAGCCAUAUCGUAAUUUAUCGUAGCU